AUGAAGGUCGCCGCCGCAGUUGUCGCUUUCGCUGGUCUCGCCGCCGCUCAGGCUGGUGUUUCCCAGAUCAACGACGGCCAGAUCCAGGCUGCCACCAGCACAUCCGCCGCCGCAGUCACUCAGAUCGGUGACGGUCAGAUCCAGGCCGCUACCUCCGCCGCCGCAGUCACUCAGAUCGGUGACGGUCAGAUCCAGGCCCCAACCGGAAAGCCAGUCACUCAGAUCGGUGACGGUCAGAUCCAGGCCCCAACCGGAAAGCCAGUCACUCAGAUCGGUGACGGUCAGAUCCAGGCCCCAACCGGAAAGCCAGUCACUCAGAUCGGCGACGGUCAGAUCCAGGCCCCAACUGGCUCCCCAGUGACCCAGAUUGGUGAUGGCCAGAUCCAGGCACCAACUGGCUCUCCAGUGACCCAGAUCGGUGACGGUCAGAUCCAGGCCCCAACCGGAAAGCCAGUCACUCAGAUCGGUGACGGCCAGAUUCAGGCACCAACCAAUGGCACCUCCAAGCCAAUGCCAUCUGUCGAGCCAUACAUGGGCGCUGGUACUCAGGUCGCCGCCACUGGCUUCCUCGCUGUCCUCGGUGCCAUGGCUGCUUUCGUCUUGUAA
Messenger RNA from Fulvia fulva, 606 nucleotides. Its product is annotated as Cell wall mannoprotein PIR1. The coding region runs from base 1 to 606 and encodes 201 amino acids. The record is from RefSeq and is a predicted model, not a curated record. The transcript is spliced from 2 exons. Gene Ontology annotation, cellular component: cell wall. Gene Ontology annotation, molecular function: structural constituent of cell wall. NCBI's taxonomy places the organism in Eukaryota, Fungi, Ascomycota, Dothideomycetes, Mycosphaerellales, Mycosphaerellaceae.